Molecule: messenger RNA, 2179 nt
Organism: Paramisgurnus dabryanus
Lineage: Eukaryota; Metazoa; Chordata; Actinopteri; Cypriniformes; Cobitidae
Source: RefSeq, a predicted model, not a curated record
ACAUAAAUGAGAUCAAUGUCUUUGUGAAUGGCGUCAUCGCUGUCCUCAGUCUACCUGUUGAGUCAGGUGCGUUUCUAUGAAAGUGUUCAUAAACAAAAGGGCGACGGGGAUGAAGAUCAGACGACUGUCGGCUCAGUUUUAUUUAACCUUCUGCACUUUAUACUCGAGACUGUGAAGACUUUUUUGCAAUAUUCCCGGUAUUAUAGGGAAAUCCUGGAUAAAUAAACUUUAUGAGCUUUCCGGACUUCCAGGAGACCUGAGUGAAGCCGUCAGACUGCGACAUUUCCUCCAUAUGUUGUUUUACUUUCACUUCUGAAUCAACUUAUUAAUACUGAAAACAGCCAAAGAAAACAAACAGAAUUGGCUCUAAAAUGACCUUGAAGUCUCAGGCCAGCAAGAAGUAUUUGUAAAAGCAAUCGCCAGAGGUCUUUCUGGGCCGAGGGUCGGUCACAUGGAGAGCACCUCAUCCUGGGCUACUGGUCCCAUUGAGGAAGGCCCAUACCAAGAACGUUCUGUGGACCCACUGGAAAUCCAGGACCUUGUAGUAUGCCCCAAGGUGAAACACAAAGAUGCCAAUGGAAAUACCACUGGGCCAGAGACUGUCAGCUUUCUUCCUGCCAAAGAAGAGCCCGUUUCAGGCAAUUGCGUGUGUGUGCCUUGCGCAUCUGUGACCAGCUGCAGGAGAUUGUUUUGUAGCGUAUUGACUUGUGGACUGUACCGCGUAUGCCAGCGUUUGCCAUGUCUGAGUCCAAGCAACAACACAGCUGUCAGCACACAGGUGGAAGAUCGAUCAAGCACUUCAAACGUUGAGAAUGGCUUCUAUUCUGACGUCUGUAUUCGUGGCGUAAAGGUGGACACCUCCAUCAUUGAAGAAGAUGAGGGGAAUGUGUUUGUUUCCAAUUCCAAAAUGGAGAUGGACAGUCCAAUUUACUUGAGUAGCUUACCGGAAGACUUUAUUGAUGGCGACGAGGCAGAGGAUGUGGAUAAACUCAUUACACGUAAGCUUAUGGAGGUCUUCUCCGAGUUUGAGAUCAACGAGCUGGCUAGGUGCACGUCGGACUCUAUGUUCCUCCGGCGUUCACGGGAGAUCAGUCAGCUGAUCUCGGAUAUCGUGGAGGAGCACAACAUGAAGGAGCAGGAGGCCGAGUGCAGGUUGGUGCGAGAGAUCAUCCGCAUCAGUACGCGUAAGAGCAAGAAGAAGCCGAAUAUCAGGCCGAAGGAACUGCAGCGAGACAGCGGCAAUGAUACCUGGAACAGCAAAAGAGCCAGCCAAAAAAGCAGCAUCAAUUCCAUCAACGACGGGAAGCUGCAAAUUUCACUGGAGAGGUCAGACGACAUUGAAGCCAGGAAGUUACGCAACAACAGUAUACAGGCUUACUCAAGUUUCAAGGACACAGGUGUGCCGGUCACACCUGAUACUCCUUUACUUCACAGCAGCAUACAGGCUUGAGUUUUCUCUCCAACCUUACUCUGGACAACAAUUUAUUUUUCAAACUGUCCAUCUUUUGUCAGAGUUUUAUCUAAAUUCAUUUUUAAGUAAAUUUAGAAGCUGUAAUUUAAGGAGCAGUCAUUAUGGUCUUUUUUGGUCGAAGACAGAAAUGGGAUUAUGCUUCUAUUUACAUUUUUCUAUCUCUCAAACCAUGUUUAUUUGCCAUGUGUGAGUUAUCUUUACAUGCACUGUCCAGAAACAACUUAUGAGUGAAGAACAGUUGCUUGGAAUGAAGAAUAAUAAACAGCCUGACCUCUAUGGGUGAAUCUCAUCGUAAUUGUCAUAUUUUACCCCAAAAAACAUCAACCACUGAAAGUCUACGUUGAUGAGGAUUCACUUCUCACAUGACAUAUUAUAGAGAUUGUUAAUCUCCAGUAGUUUACUAUAAGGCAAAAUAGUUUAAUUGUACAGCAUUUACAUUCUGGUAAUAUGUGUUGUUAGAUAACAAAACAUCCAUUGUGUCAAGACAGUAAAAUGUAUAGGGGCUGUUUCAGGGACAGGUUUUAGAUUAAUCUAGGCUUUAGUUAUAUUAGAAAAUUUAUGAAGUUUUUACAAACAUAUCUUACAAAAAAUAUUGGUGUGCAUCUUGAGACAAAACAAUUGCACGUUAUUUAUGUUAGGAUAUGUCAGUGCAAGAUGUUUUUAAAUUAAAACGGCUCAAACAUGCAUUUUAGUUUUGGACUAUAGUCC